Molecule: messenger RNA, 833 nt
Organism: Microbotryum saponariae
Lineage: Eukaryota; Fungi; Basidiomycota; Microbotryomycetes; Microbotryales; Microbotryaceae
Source: the annotation of a GenBank genome assembly
AUGCUCUUGCCCCUGCAGACUGGUACAGUAAACUCAAGGAGAGUGCCUAUGACGUUUCGCAGCAUCGCCGAGAAAUCAAGGUGACACGCCGCCGACGCCGGGGCUCGAUUUCGUCGGGUCAGAUAGGGUCAAACUGGGUCAAAUCGCCCGGGUCGACGAACGAGGUUGAAAACCGCGCGCCAUGCCUCUUAGCUUCCGUCCCCUUCUCUCGCACCAACCGCUUCCCACCCGUACCCUUCCACCGUACCCAAACCCGCACCUUUUACUCAACCUUUUAGGCCACUUGCUCAAAGUCAGUACCUGUACUACGCUGCAUGAGCGUGAGCUUGGUCCGGACGUGACAAACUGAUGGACUGACACGCGCUCCUGGGCUUUGCUCAACCAGGCGGCCUUGCCCUUUUGAUCGUCAACACGUUUAGCAACCAGCUCGUAAGUGCUCCCCGCGAGCUCUGCCUGGGAGGUGUCAUCAUGCUGAUGAUUCUAUUCGCAUCGUGCAGUCGUCGAGUCACAACAGGCACCGCGGGUAAGUGAUCGCAAACGGCGUCGUCACCUAUCAGCAGCCGAGACGGGGCCAUUGCGGAGGCACGCGCGGGCUCGCGGUGUGCUCCAGUCCGUGAAAUGCGCGCCCCCGCCCCCGAACGGGGUCGCCCGGGCGGAGCAACGCCGACGCGCCGCCAGCCGCUCGGCAUCCCCAACCGCCGCCUGCCGCCGCCCACUUGAGCACACCAUCCCGGCAUGCCAGAGGUGGAACUGACACGACGAUGCACACCCCUAUACACACUCACAGCGCUCGCAAGAUUACGGCACCCGGUGAAGACAAGCAAACCGCCUAA